AUGCUAAUGGAAGACGCGACGAAUCCACCAUCACCACCACCACUCUUGGGUGAGAUGGUGGUUGAUGAAAUGGUAGUGGAUAAACCAAGUAUAGAACAAAAGGUCGAGGAACUGGACCAGCACGAACAACACUACAUUCAACAACUAGAACGCCAAAAAAAUCAACUUAUUCACCAGCUUGUUGACAAAAAAAAGGUUCCUGCAUCCUAUUACACGAAUUCAAAAAAGGAACAGCUUAUCGUGCAGUAUGUAGAAAACUUCAACAGACAGUAUAGUCAGUUGUAUCCUGGAAGAAAAGAACUGCUCUUGACUCCUUGCAACGAGUUUGGCACAAAAAAGUUUGUGUGCUCAACUAUCCGACCUACUCAGCUGCCUUACAAGGAACUAUAUGACUACCGCAGUGCCGCGUCAUUUGUUGCCGAUUUCAUUUCCUACGAGCAACUCAAUCCUCCUCACGAACUGCCAAAAGUGUUGAACUCUCCCACAUAUACACUGGGUAUUCAAUCUGGAAAUUGUUUCGAUAUGUCUGUAUUACUCACGUCAUUUCUGCGUGGCGUGGGAUAUGAUGCCUAUGUGAUCUCUGGAUAUGCUUCAUGCAACAUAACCUUGAUGGAUCAAACCAAAACAUACUCGGAAAAAAUUGCACAAAGUAUUCCAAUAGUAGAUCCACCUCAAACCAACUUUUUGGAUCAAGAUGCUUGCUUGGACGAAAGUAUAUCCACAUCGUGCAAAUAUCGAGUCAAACCUCCUCGUCAACUUAAAAGUAACUUUUUAGUCAAGCAAGAAGAACGUCGACAGCAACAGCUUGCUAAAAAUAGUCUUGAUACAACACCUGCACGAAAAAGUGUUUCCACGGAGGCAAAUGAUGACGAUGAUGAGCUUAAAGGACUUCGUAUUCAUGCAUGGGUAUUGGUUCUUCCAGGAAAACGAGAAAUUGCCGAAUCUUUUUUUAUUGAACCCAGUACUGGAAGUAUCUAUUCAACCGAUAACGAGCACUAUUUGGGGUUGGAAAGCGUGUUUAGCUCUCGAAACUACUGGGUAAACAUGCAAGUAUGCUAUGAUGGUCUCAAGGGGAUCUCGUUUGAUAUUGGGGACAAUUCAAAAUGGGAAUUUGUUUUGUUAGAUAAUACCCAGCCAGGUGGUGUUUCAAGUGCAAAUAUGGAUCAGUCAAAAAACAAUGGGAAUGCUUCUGACGAAGAAGAUGAAUCUGUUAUUUUACUAUAUUCUUUGUGGUUCCUUGACAUGCAUUUACACAUUGUGGAUCUUACUCCAUCAUGGGUAGACAAGCUAACCAUUUCAAAAGAACAGUUUGCAAUGCGGUGCCCAGCUGGAACAAAACACACUACAUAUAGAGAUGCGAAAAUGGAAACAUUUGCACAAUACCAUCGUGAUGAUGGAAUGGUUUCAAGAAUAACGUACAUUGAGGAAGACUCCAAGUCGGUGAGUCAAAUUCACGAAUAUUUUGAAAAUCGUCGAGAUAAACUAUAUCAGCGAAUUCGAAUACCCAGUAUCAAAAAGAUGCACGAAUUAUUUCAUCCAGGCCGCGCACCACAUGGACUAAAAGAGCAUAUAUUGAUUGAUUCCAAAACCGAAGAAAUACACUUUUAUCCCAAUGCACGUUCUGACGGUCUUGUAAGGCGGUUAGAAAGUCCAAAAAAGAUUAUGGAGUACUUUACAGAACGCGAAGAUCGAUUGAUUUAUCGAUCUAUUACACACGAAGUCAACGACGGCGUUCGUGGGUCUGUGAUUAAAAUGACCGAAAAAUUCUCAAGAAACAAAGAUAUACCUGCACAAACCGAUAUCUUCAAAAAAACCUAUUUUGUCAAGGAAGAAAAGAUUAGAGUCAUUUAUCAUCUUGAAACCGGACGAAUUAUUGCAUCCAUGCGUGAGUUUAGAAAGCCUACACCAGAUCAAAAAGGCCAUUUUGUUGAACUGCUUAAUUUAUUUGAGGUUGAUCCGUAUGCUAAGCCGCCAAAGAAGCAGCAGUUAUUUAUACAACUAUCUGAACUUUUGCGUGCAGAACAAAUGUGUGCUCAGCUUAUCAAAAGUUCUGAGCGUGAGUUGGUAGAUAUUCUUCGACUGCGCCAGACAGAAGAACGUGAAAUCAAUUUGGCCAUUUCCGUCUACGAUACGCUUCACAACGAUACGACUCUUCCAACGGACGACAAUGGUAAAGAGACACACAAGGGCGAAGAGGAAGAAACUAAAUCGGCAGAUCUGGAUUACCUAUCGCCUUUCCUCAUCAACUAUGAACACCCCGAAUCUUUGAAGCGAGACGAUGCAGUGGCAAUCAAAGACGCAUGCUUGAAAAGUCUUAAAGAACGUUUAAUUGAAAAGGCUAAUAUUAUUCAAGGCAGAUUGGAUGAAGUUACUGCAGAAUACCAAAAGCGGCAACUGAUAUACUCGCGUAACGCCGACUCGAUGACUGUGGAAGAAACGGAUGAUUAUGUUCGAUUCUGUAAUGAUGCCUUGUUCCGUAUCCAUAUUCUUGAAAAACGUCUUGCCAAGCACAAGGAAAUUGCUCCAGAGAGGUAUAUUGAAUUAGACGGAAAGCUGAGAUUGGAUGCAAGGUUGGCAGCAGCAUUCGUAAAUACAACUGGCAUGUAAACAAACAUCAAACGAUUGGAAAAAAGAAUAUAUCAAAUAACCAGUCAGGAACAAGCCAGUUUAUUGAAAUAUUUCAAAUAAAUGCAAUCAAGUUCGGCUAGAAAGCGCAGCAACA
This is a messenger RNA of Batrachochytrium dendrobatidis JAM81, 2722 nucleotides long. RefSeq lists its product as uncharacterized. The transcript is spliced from 13 exons. The record is from RefSeq and is a predicted model, not a curated record. Gene Ontology annotation, cellular component: motile cilium. Gene Ontology annotation, biological process: cell motility. Bases 1 to 2607 code for a protein of 868 amino acids. NCBI's taxonomy places the organism in Eukaryota, Fungi, Chytridiomycota, Chytridiomycetes, Rhizophydiales.